This is a messenger RNA of Leishmania braziliensis MHOM/BR/75/M2904, 1833 nucleotides long. RefSeq lists its product as hypothetical. The transcript has a single exon. Lineage: Eukaryota; Euglenozoa; Kinetoplastea; Trypanosomatida; Trypanosomatidae. The record is from RefSeq and is a predicted model, not a curated record. The coding region runs from base 1 to 1833 and encodes 610 amino acids.
AUGCACGAGAUCCACGGCGCCUGCCUGGCCCUUGUCAAGGCGGCACCGGAGGCGCGGCCCGCUAUGCUGGACAGUCUUGCGUCCUCCGUGGAAGUCAUUUGGACUGUUGCGAGGCGGCACCUCACGGAGGAGGAGCGCGCGCAGUCCGCAACGAGAUUUAAAAUGUACACGGAGGCUUUCUUGGCGAUGCUGCAGGGGUGCGUCAGGGGUGCUGCCGAUGGUGGGGCCGCGGUGCUCUGUCGGUCUCUGCAGCGCCUCCUGGAGGAGCAGGGCUUCCCGGAGGCCGAGUUCGGCCCGCUGGCGAGCUACUUGGGCGAGGUGCUCCUCGAGGAGGACGUGCAGGGCUACUCGUACAGUGAGCGAGCGUCGCUCGUGAUGCCGAUGCCGGCGCGCUACGAGGGCGACAAGCGCUCGGUGGAGGAAGGCUCGUGCAAGCGUGCCGGGUUCGAGGUGGUGCUGCCCCGAUUCCACCCACAUACCGAGGUGAACACAGUGAUCCAGCUUUCGGAGCCGAAGAAACGCAAACCAGCGCUGGACGAGUACCGCAUCUUUUCCUUGCCCAAGAAGGCGGCCACCUUCGCAGCGGACGACUUCAUGGUGGAUGAUGAGCUACUGCACCGCGCGUAUGUGGUGCUCACAACGCACCUGGAUGCGUACGGCUCCCUCAAAGGCCUCUCCCCCUACGCGCGCCUUCUUCUGUGGAACUUGCUCGACCGCAACGACGUUCUGUUCAGCACCUUGUACGACCAGCGUGUCACAUCUGAGUCAAUGCGGCAGCAGCUGCUGAGGCUGCGCGAGCUGCUGGCAGUGCACAAGCAGGCGUUCGAGGAGACCCGCGCGGCGGCACGGCAGAUGGCGUCGCUGGUAGGUUGGUACGCAGCGAGCGCGCAGUGGCGCGAUCAGGCUUUGAGUAAGCUCGACGAGGUGGAGGAGUUUGAUUGGUACUUGCUUGCGGAUGUGUACCGCAGUGGCGGCAGAGCCAUCUUCCCAAACUACGCGAGGAGCAACGCUGUGGUUCACCUGGCGUUGGGUGUGGUGCGAAAGCUAGACAAGAUCCAUGGCCAUGAGCUGGACGGAGCGCCGCCCAUGUACACCGUCGUUUCAAAGCUUCUUCUUCCACUUCUGAUGGGUGAGGCGCCGGAGCUAGGCCAGUACUGCUUCGGUCAUGGGGCCUUUGACGCCGACAGCUCGCACUGGCAGCGGCAGCGCCGAAAGCUGAAGACACUGAUGGACGAGCUAGCGAAAACAGUGACGUCAUCAGCGCCACAGGCGUCGCCAUCGUCUCACUCCAGUGUGUGCACGUACCUGUGCGCAUCGCUCAUCUUCCCACUGCAGUGUCUCGGGGAGCUCCUGGAGUUGUGCUCACUCGUCAUGUUCUCUCUGAUGGGCGUCGACGCCUUUACGCGCAGCUUCUUGGCCACUAACUGGGAAGAGGAGGACGAUAUCCUUGCCUACUUGCUACGACGGGAGCCGGCCAACCCGUCACUGGUACCGCUGGUGGGCAUUCCUCGCAUCUACAAGGACAUGGUGACGUCUGUUCAGCUGCUAAUGGCGGACAAGAUGGUGCCCUACGUGGUGGAGGCGCGUCGACUGGCAGGCGAGCACGCGCGGGUUUCGCUCCGACACAAAAGUUACCCCUACUGGAGGGCGCUGUGUACGAUGUUCAUCGAGGAGGACCGCUUCGACGACCUUAGCGCACUGCAGGUGAGAACGAAGGAGGACCCGACGUGUCUCUACACCGCAGCCGGCUUUGAGGUGACUCCAAAAGUUUGGCUUGAGGAUUUGGUGGAGCUGCGUGAGGAGGAGGAGCGUUGCCGCUGUGGUACAGACUGA